Messenger RNA from Bubalus bubalis (water buffalo), 3276 nucleotides. RefSeq names its product junction plakoglobin (gene JUP). Gene Ontology annotation, biological process: positive regulation of transcription by RNA polymerase II; cell adhesion. Lineage: Eukaryota; Metazoa; Chordata; Mammalia; Artiodactyla; Bovidae. Gene Ontology annotation, cellular component: catenin complex; adherens junction. The transcript is spliced from 16 exons. The record is from RefSeq and is a predicted model, not a curated record. Bases 225 to 2462 code for a protein of 745 amino acids. Gene Ontology annotation, molecular function: cadherin binding; transcription coactivator activity; alpha-catenin binding.
UCGCCUUUUGUUCGGUUACUGAGUUGCUGCCUUGGCCAGAGUCUGGAGCAGCCGCCGCCCGAGCGCGCCGAUCUCAGUUCGCAGCCCGCGCCGGCUCCCAUCCCGGCCCGACCCCUACUCAGCCCGGCCAGGCUCCAAACGCAGUGUGGCCUUCUUUCUGUAAUGCAAAAAGAGAGAAAACUACCAGGUGUGGUCUGCGAAGAGAGUACUGUGAAGCAGCCACCAUGGAGGUGAUGAACCUAAUCGAACAGCCCAUCAAGGUGACUGAGUGGCAGCAGACAUAUACCUACGACUCUGGCAUCCACUCGGGGGCCAACACCUGUGUGCCCUCGGUCAGCAGCAAGGGCCUCAUAGAGGAGGACGAGGCCUGCGGGCGCCAGUACACGCUCAAGAAGACCACCACCUACACCCAGUCGGUGCCCCCGGGCCAAGGUGACCUGGAGUACCAGAUGUCCACGACCGCCAGAGCCAAGCGGGUGCGGGAGGCCAUGUGUCCCGGUGUGACAGCAGAGGACAGCUCGCUGCUGCUCACCACCCAGGUGGAGGGGCAGACCACCAACCUGCAGCGGCUGGCCGAGCCAUCCCAACUCCUCAAGUCGGCCAUCGUACAUCUCAUCAACUACCAGGACGAUGCUGAGCUGGCCACCCGGGCCCUGCCUGAGCUCACCAAACUGCUCAAUGAUGAGGACCCGGUGGUGGUGACCAAGGCAGCCAUGAUCGUGAACCAGCUGUCAAAGAAGGAGGCGUCUCGGCGGGCGCUGAUGGGCUCGCCCCAGCUGGUGGCGGCCGUCGUGCGCACCAUGCAGAACACCAGCGACCUGGACACAGCCCGCUGCACCACCAGCAUCCUGCACAACCUCUCCCACCACCGCGAGGGGCUGCUUGCCAUCUUCAAGUCUGGCGGCAUCCCCGCCCUGGUCCGCAUGCUCAGCUCCCCUGUGGAGUCGGUCUUGUUCUAUGCCAUCACCACGCUGCACAACCUGCUGCUCUACCAGGAGGGUGCCAAGAUGGCAGUGCGCCUGGCAGACGGACUGCAGAAGAUGGUGCCCCUGCUCAACAAGAACAACCCCAAGUUCCUGGCCAUCACCACCGACUGCCUGCAGCUCCUGGCCUAUGGCAACCAGGAGAGCAAGCUCAUCAUCCUGGCCAAUGGAGGACCCCAGGCCCUCGUCCAGAUCAUGCGCAACUACAGUUAUGAGAAGCUGCUCUGGACCACCAGCCGCGUGCUCAAAGUGCUGUCCGUAUGUCCCAGCAACAAGCCUGCCAUUGUGGAGGCUGGUGGGAUGCAGGCCCUGGGCAAGCACCUGACGAGCAACAGCCCCCGCCUCGUGCAGAACUGCCUGUGGACCCUGCGCAACCUCUCGGAUGUGGCCACCAAGCAGGAGGGCCUGGAGAGCGUGCUGAAGAUUCUGGUGAACCAGCUGAGCGUGGACGACGUCAACGUCCUCACCUGUGCCACGGGCACUCUGUCCAACCUGACGUGCAACAACAGCAAGAACAAGACGCUGGUGACACAGAACAGUGGUGUGGAGGCGCUCAUCCACGCCAUCCUGCGCGCGGGCGACAAGGAUGACAUCACGGAGCCUGCCGUCUGUGCCCUGCGCCACCUCACCAGCCGCCACCCUGAGGCUGAGAUGGCCCAGAACUCCGUGCGUCUCAACUAUGGCAUCCCAGCCAUCGUCAAGCUGCUCAACCAGCCCAACCAGUGGCCACUGGUCAAGGCAACCAUUGGCCUGAUCAGGAAUCUGGCCCUGUGCCCAGCCAACCAUGCCCCACUGCAGGAGGCAGCGGUCAUUCCCCGCCUUGUCCAACUGCUAGUCAAGGCCCACCAGGAUGCCCAGCGCCACGUGGCUGCUGGCACACAGCAGCCCUACACGGACGGUGUGAGGAUGGAGGAGAUUGUGGAAGGCUGCACUGGAGCCCUGCACAUCCUUGCCCGGGAUCCCAUGAACCGCAUGGAGAUCUUCCGACUCAACACCAUCCCCCUGUUUGUGCAGCUCCUCUACUCCUCGGUGGAGAACAUCCAGCGCGUGGCCGCCGGGGUGCUGUGCGAGCUGGCCCAGGACAAGGAGGCGGCGGAUGCCAUUGAUGCGGAGGGCGCGUCGGCCCCACUUAUGGAGCUACUGCACUCGCGCAAUGAGGGCACCGCCACCUACGCCGCUGCCGUCUUGUUCCGCAUCUCCGAGGACAAGAACCCAGAUUACCGCAAACGGGUGUCUGUGGAGCUCACUAACUCCCUCUUCAAGCACGACCCUGCCGCCUGGGAGGCUGCCCAGAGCAUGAUCCCCAUGAAUGAACCCUAUGCUGAUGACAUGGACGCCACCUACCGCCCCAUGUACUCGAGCGACGUGCCCAUGGACCCACUGGAGAUGCACAUGGACAUGGAUGGGGACUAUCCCAUCGACGCCUACAGCGACGGCCUCAGGCCCCCCUACCCAACUGCAGACCACAUGCUGGCCUAGCUGCCCGGACCCGAGUGCAGUUCCCCAUCUGAGAAGUUCUCCGUGCAGAUGAUGGGGCCAGAUAGCCAAGUGCCUGAAUCCGGGCAGCAGGGCUGCAACUUCCUGCGGAGCCCCGUGCCUCCAGAGGUUCUCUGUGGGGUCUUUCUUGGGAUGGUGAUCUGCUCCUGCUUUUCUAUUCUGGGCCGUGGGUCCAGGGCCCGAUAACCCGUUCCCACCCCUGAGGCCCUGGCACUAAAACUUUAGACUCGAGGCACCCACCUUGUCCCCCCCCGAAGCUCCCCUCUCCUCCCAGGCUGCCCAUCUCCAGUGGCUUGGGCCCCACAGCUCUGGCUUCUGAUUUGAUCACUGAACUCCAACUGUGCUGAGUCCCCGGGAUCUUCAGGCCCCAGGUUCAAGGCCAAAAGGCCCAGAAUCCAAAGCUUGUCUUGGAAAGUUCAGGGAUCGUCUGGGAAGAUGGGGUGGAGACACGGAGAGAUUGUUCCUGCUUCAGGACACUGCCUGCUCCCUCCCCGGGACACUCAGUUGGCUUUGGCCUCUCCUAGGAGAGCUUGGGGACAGCGCCCUCGAACCUUCCUCCUGCCCACACAACUACCCUAGCUGACCCCUGAGAAGUGCUCUUGGCUGACCCCUCUGGUGUGCGGUGAGGGGCUUUCUCUUCCUCUUCCUGUUUCAAACUCCCCACCACCACCUCCUGCACACAGGUGUUGGGGGCUGGGGGAGGUCCCAGCAGAGUUUUAUUAUGAUCGCUUUAUGUUUUUGGUUAUUGGUUUUUUUUGUAUAGACCAAAGCAAAGAAAAUAAAACUAACACACUGA